Messenger RNA from Dama dama (fallow deer), 27424 nucleotides. It is a transcript of the gene SYNE1, whose product is annotated as spectrin repeat containing nuclear envelope protein 1. The coding region runs from base 154 to 26685 and encodes 8843 amino acids. The record is from RefSeq and is a predicted model, not a curated record. The transcript has 146 exons. Lineage: Eukaryota; Metazoa; Chordata; Mammalia; Artiodactyla; Cervidae. Gene Ontology annotation, molecular function: protein binding. Gene Ontology annotation, cellular component: membrane.
UUAACUCCAGGACUGCUGUGAGUGCCUGGGACUCGGCAAUCGUCUGUCACUUGAAAGAACUGGAGAAUUUCAAGUAUGUUUUCUGGAGUGGUCUAGGGCCGCACCACGCCAGACACAGAGUCUCCUGCGGUGGUUCCACCCUCAGGGGCAGCCAUGGCCGCUUCCAGGGCAGCCUCGCGGGCCCCUCGGGACAUCGCCAACGUGAUGCAGAGGCUGCAAGAUGAGCAAGAGAUAGUACAAAAACGUACUUUCACAAAAUGGAUCAACUCUCAUCUGGCCAAGCGGAAACCCCCAAUGGUGGUAGACGAUCUUUUUGAAGACAUGAAAGAUGGUGUGAAGCUACUUGCUCUGCUGGAAGUCCUGUCUGGGCAGAAACUGCCGUGUGAACAAGGACGCCGGAUGAAGCGAAUUCAUGCCGUGGCGAACAUUGGCACAGCACUGAAGUUCCUUGAAGGGAGGAAGGUAAAAGAGAACAUAAGUUUCAUGCUAUUUGGUAACAAACUUCAAAUUUCUCUUUUUGAACAGAUUAAAUUAGUCAACAUUAACUCCACUGAUAUAGCUGAUGGUCGACCCUCCAUUGUUCUGGGAUUGAUGUGGACCAUUAUCCUGUAUUUCCAGAUCGAGGAGCUGACCAGCAACCUGCCGCAGCUGCAGACUCUGUCCAGCAGCACGUCCUCCGUGGACAGCAUGGUCAGCUCUGAGACCGCCAGCCCCCCGAGCAAACGGAAGGUGGCCACCAAGAUCCAAGGAAACGCUAAGAAGGCGCUACUGAAGUGGGUCCAGUACACAGUCACCAAGCAGAGUGGAAUAGAAGUAAAAGACUUUGGCCGGAGUUGGAGAAGUGGCGUGGCCUUUCAUUCUGUCAUCCACGCUAUUCGGCCGGAACUGGUGGACUUGGAGAAGGUGAAAGGAAGGCCUAACCGAGAAAACCUGGAGGAGGCUUUCUCCAUUGCUGAAACGGAACUGGGGAUCCCACGGCUCCUGGACCCUGAAGAUGUUGAUGUGGAUAAACCAGAUGAGAAGUCUAUUAUGACCUAUGUAGCCCAGUUUCUGAAGCAGUAUCCUGACAUCCACAGUACAGGCUCUGAUGGGCAAGAGAAUGAUGAAAUACUUCCGAGUUUCCCAUCUUUUACAAAUUCUAUCCAAAUUCUUAAGAGAGAAGACAGGCUAAUUUUGAAGGAGAUGAAAGUUUGGAUAGAACAAUUUGAAAGAGAUUUGACAAGGACACAGGUGACAGACUCAAGUUUGCAGGAUAAAUAUCAGUCAUUUAAGCACUUCAGAGUUCAAUAUGAAAUGAAGAGGAAACAGAUUGAACACUUAUUACAACCAUUACAUAGAGAUGGUAAAUUGUCACUUGACCAAGCAUUGGUCAAACAGGCCUGGGAUAGAGUGUCCUCCAGGCUCUUUGAUUGGCAUAUACAACUUGAUAAGUCUCUUCCUGCACCUCUGGGCACCAUAGGGGCCUGGUUAUAUAGAGCAGAAGUGGCCCUAAGAGAGGAAAUAACCAUUCAGCAGGUUCACGAGGAAACUGCUAACACAAUACACCGGAAACGUGAGCAACACAAGGAUCUGCUUCAAAACACAGAUGCCCACAAAAGAGCAUUCCAUGAAAUCUACCGAACCAGGUCUGUGAACGGGAUCCCAGUGCCACCUGAUCAAUUAGAGGACAUGGCCGAGAGGUUUCAUUUUGUUUCCUCCACAUCAGAGCUACACUUAAUGAAAAUGGAAUUUCUAGAAUUAAAGUACCGUCUGCUCUCACUGCUGGUUCUUGCAGAGUCAAAGCUGAAGUCUUGGAUCAUCAAGUACGGGGGGAGAGAUUCAGUGGAGCUCCUUCUACAAAACUACAUCUCUUUUAUAGAAAAUAGCAAGUUCUUUGAACAAUAUGAAGUGACAUACCAGAUCUUGAAACAGACAGCUGAGAUGUAUGUCAAAGCUGAUGGUUCAGUGGAAGAAGCUGAGAAUGUGAUGAAAUUCAUGAAUGAAACCACUGCGCAGUGGAGGAACCUCUCGGUGGAAGUCAGGAGCGUGCGGAGCAUGCUGGAGGAAGUCAUCGCCAACUGGGACCGAUACGGCAAUACCGUGGCUAGUCUUCAGGCUUGGCUCGAGGACGCUGAGAAAAUGCUCAAUCAGUCAGAACAUGCCAAAAAGGAUUUUUUCCGAAACUUGCCUCAUUGGAUACAGCAGCACACUGCCAUGAAUGAUGCUGGCAAUUUUUUAAUCGAAACGUGUGAUGAGAUGGUUUCCCGUGACCUCAAACAGCAGUUACUGUUGCUAAAUGGGCGAUGGAGGGAGUUGUUUAUGGAAGUUAAGCAAUAUGCUCGAGCUGAUGAGUUGGACAGAAUGAAGAAGGAAUACAACGAUUGUGUUACUGUCUUGUCUGAGUUUGCAACUGGAGCCCAUAGGAAACUUUCAGAGCCCUUAGAAGUCUCUUUUAUUAACGUCAAGUUAUUAAUUCAAGACUUGGAGGAUAUUGAGCAGAGGGUGCCUGUGAUGGAUGCUCAGUAUAAGAUGAUUACAAAGACAGCGCACCUCAUUACCAAAGAGAUCUCCCAAGAAGAAGCUAAUGAAAUGUUUGCAACCAUGUCUGGGCUCAAAGAGCAGCUAACCAAGGUCAAAGACUGUUACUCCCCACUCCUUUCUGAGUCUCAGCAGCUGUUGGUACCGUUGGAGGAAUUAGAAAAGCAGAUGACGGCCUUUUAUGACUCACUUGGGAAAAUUGAUGAAAUUAUGACAGUUCUUGAACAUGAGGCACAAUCUAGUCCUCUUUUUAAACAGAAACAUCAGGAACUAUUAGCUUGUCAAGAAAGCUGUAAGAAAGCCAUGACUCAAAUUGAGAAAGGCAGUCAGAGUGUUCAAAAGUUUGUGACCUUGAGCAACGUGUUAAAGCAUUUUGAUCAGACAAAGCUACAGAGGAAGAUUGCAGAUAUGCAUGUUGCUUUUCAGAAUAUGGUAAAGAAAACUGGAGAUUGGAAGAAACAUGUGGAAACCAACAGCCGCUUGAUGAAGAAGUUUGAGGAGUCUCGAGCCGAGUUAGAGAAGGUGCUGAGGGUCGCUCAGGAGGGCCUGGAGGAAAAGGGGGACCCAGAAGACCUGCUGAAGAGACACACAGAGUUUUUCAGCCAGCUGGACCAGAGGGUGCUCAAUGCUUUCCUGAAAGCGUGUGACGAGCUCACUGACAUUCUCCCCGAGCAGGAGCAGCGGGGCCUGCAGGAAGCCGUCAGAAAGCUCCACAAACAGUGGAAGGAUCUUCAAGCAGAAGCUCCAUAUCAUUUGCUUCAUCUGAAGAUUGAGGUGGAGAAGAACAGGUUGUUAGCUUCUGUGGAAGAGUGCAGAGCUGAGCUGGACCGAGAGACCAAGCUGGUGCCCCAGGAAGGCAGCGAAAAGGUCAUCAAAGAGCAUAGGAUCUUCUUCAGUGACAAGGGCCCUCACCAUCUCUGUGAGAAAAGGUUACAGCUCAUUGAAGAACUGUGUCUGAAACUUCCAGUCCGGGACGCAGUCCGGAACACACCGGAGACCUGUCACGUGACCCUCAAGGAGCUCAGAGCUGCUAUUGACUGCACCUACGCGAAGCUGGUGGGAGACCCAGACAAGUGGAAGGACUACACGAGCAGAAUUUCUGAGUUCUCCUCUUGGAUAUCUGCAAAGGAGACCCAGUUAAAGGGGAUCAAGAAUGAGACCAUUGAUACUGCUAAUCAAGGAGAAGUUAAACGUGCUGUGGAGGAGAUAAGAAGUGGUAUUACCAAAAAAGGGGAGACUCUCAGCUGGCUGAAAUCCAGGCUUAAAAUUCUGAUUGAAGUUUCAUCUGAGGAUGAAGCCCAAAAGCAAGGAGAUGAGCUGGCAAAAUUAUCUAGUUCUUUCAAGGCUCUCGGGACUUUGUUGUCAGAGGUUGAAAAGAUGUUAAGCAACUUUGGAGACUGUGUCCAGUACAAAGAAAUAGUCAAAAGUUCCCUGGAAGAGUUAAUCACUGGCUCUAAAGAAGUCCAGGAAGAAGCUGAGAAGAUCCUGGACACUGAAAAUUUGUUUGAAGCACAACAACUACUCCUUCAUCACCAGCAAAAGACAAAGAGGAUCAAUGCAAAGAAGAAGGACGUGCAGCAGCAGAUUGCGCAGGCUCAGCAGGGAGAAGGUGGGCUGCCUGGCCGAGUCCAAGAAGAGCUGCAGAAGCUGGAGAGCACCCUGGACGGUGUGGAGCACAGUCGGGAGAAACAGGAGCGCCGCAUCCAGGUCACAUUAAGAAAAUGGGAGAGAUUUGAAACAAACAAAGAGACAGUGGUCAGAUACCUUUUUCAAACAGGUUCCAGCCAUGAGCGCUUCUUGAGUUUUAGCAGUUUGGAAAGCUUAUCUUCAGAAUUGGAACAGACAAAGGAGUUUUCUAAACGAACAGAAGGUAUUGCAGUCCAGGCUGAGAAUCUUGUAAAGGAAGCUUCAGAGAUCCCACUUGGGCCCAAGAAUAAGCAGCUGCUUCAGCAGCAGGCCAAGUCAAUCAAGGAGCAAGUUAAAAAAUUAGAAGACACCCUUGAAGAAGAUAUUAAAACCAUGGAAAUGGUGAAAAACAAGUGGGAUCAUUUUGGCACUAACUUUGAGGCCCUGUCCGUCUGGAUAACUGAGAAAGAAAAAGAACUCAAUGCCUUGGAGACGUCAUCAUCUGCCAUGGACACACAAAUCAACCAAAUUAAGGUCAUGAUUAAGGAAAUAGAAAGUAAGAUCAGCAGCAUUACAGGACUAGAAGAAGAAGCUCAGUCUUUUGCUCAGUUUAUUACCACUGGAGAAUCUGCUCGCAUCAAAGCCAAGUUAACACAAAUAAGAAGAUACUGGGAAGAGCUCCGAGAAUAUGCACAGAGUCUGCAAGGAAUAAUCCUGGGACAUUUAUCUCAGCAGAAGAAGUUUGAAGAGAAUCUUAAAAAGAUCCAGCAGUCUGUGUCUGAAUUUGAAGAUAAACUUGCUGAUCCAGUUAAAAUAUGUUCUUCAGCUACAGAAACAUACAAAGUUCUCCAAGAACAUAUGGAUCUCUGUCAGGCCCUGGAAUCGCUGACCAGCACGGUGGCUGCCCUGUCAGCCAGCGCCCGGAAGGUAUCCAACAGAGACUCCUCCAUCCAGGAGGCUGCAACCAUGCAACGGAGCUAUGAGGGUUUGCUGGGUCGGGCGAAGGAGAGACAGAGAGAGCUGGAGAAGCUGCUGUCCUGCUGGCAGAGGCUAGAGAAAGAACUGUCGACCUUUUUGACUUGGUUAGAGCGGUGUGAAGUUAUAGCCAGUUCACCAGAAGCUGACAUUUCUGCGGACAGAGUCAAGGUGGAGAGUGAACUUCAGUCAAUACAGGUGCUGCAAAAUGAAGUUGUGGCCCAGGCUUCCAUCUACAGCAACCUAUUGCAGCUAAAGGAAUCCCUCUUCUCAGUGGCCUCCAGAGAUGAUGUGAAAAUGAUGAAACUACAGUUGGAACAUUUGGAUGAGAGAUGGAGAGAUUUGCCCCAGAUAAUAAGCAAAAGGAUUAACUUCCUUCAGUCUGUGGUCGCCGAACACCAGCAAUUUGAUGAACUGCUGCUUUCCUUCUCUGUCUGGAUUAAGCUGUUCCUCAGUGAGUUACAAACUACUUCUGAGAUAAGUGUAAUGGACCAUCAAGCAGCUCUUACACGGCACAAGGACCAUGCGGCAGAAGUAGAGAGCAAAAAGGGAGAACUGCAGAGUCUGCAGGGUCACCUGGCGAAGCUGGGUGCCCUGGGCCGUGCCGAGGACCUUCACCUCCUCCAGGGCAAGGCGGAGGACUGCUUGCAGCUGUUUGAGGAGGCCAGCCAGGUCGUGGAGAGGCGGCAGCGUGCCCUGUGCCAGCUGGCCCAAUUCCUACAGAGCCAUGCCUCUCUGUCCGAGAGUCUCCACCAACUGAGGCAAACAGUGGAAGCAACCCACAGUAUGAAUAAAAAACAGUCCGACUUAUUAGAAAGGGACCUAAACAAUGCUAUUCGAAAUGUGAAAACACUAGAAUCUGCUGCCAUCAGUCUCGACGGCCUUCUUACCAAAGCCCAGUACCAUCUCAAGAGCGGAGGUUCUGAGCAGAGAACGUCCUGCAGAGCCACCGCGGAUCACCUCAGCGUGGAGUUAGAGAGGAUCCAGAACCUUCUGGGAACCAAGCAGAGUGAGGCGGAUGCCCUGGCGGUAUUGAAGAAGGCCUUCCGAGAUCAGAAAGAGGAGCUGCUGAAAAGCAUCGAGGACAUUGAAGAAAGGACUGACAAAGAGCGGUUGAAAGAUCUAACCCGACAAGCACUUCAACAGAGGUUGAGAGUCUUCAAUCAGUUAGAAGAUGAGUUGAAUUCUCAUGAGCAUGAAUUAUGUUGGUUGAAAGAUAAAGCUAAGCAAAUUGCUCAGAAAGAUGUAGCCUUUGCACCUGAGGUUGACAAGGAGAUAAACCGCUUAGAGGUCACCUGGGAUGAUACCAAAAAACUAAUUCAUGAAAACCAGGGUCAGUGCUGUGGACUUAUUGAUUUAAUAAGAGAGCAUCAGAAUUUGAAGUCAGCCAUAACAAAAGUCCUAGAAAAUGCCAGCAAUGUGAUUGCAACCAGAACUACUGUAAAAGAUCAGGAAGACCUUAAGUGGGCUUUAUCAAAGCAUGAAGCUGCCAAGAACGAAAUGUGUAAUAAACAGAAAGAUUUGGAUAACUUUACCAGUAAAGGAAAACAGUUGCUGUCUGAGCUGAAAAAAAUCCACAGUGGUGAUUUCAUCGUGGUGAAAACAGACAUGGAAAGCACAGUGGACAAAUGGCUAGAUAUAUCAGAGAAGAUUGAGGAGAACAUGGACAGGUUGAGGGUAAGCCUGUCUAUCUGGGAUGAUGUACUUUCAAGUAAAAAUGAGAUCGACAGGUGGUCAAACCAUUCUGUUCCACAGCUGACUGAAAGCAUCAGCAACCUGAAUGACAGCCUUAGAGCAGAAGAAUUCCUGAAAGAAUUUGAGUCUGAAGUUAAAAAGAAAGCAUUGAGAUUAGAAGAACUUCAUUCCAAAGUUAUUGAUCUUAAAGAAUUAACUAAAAAUCCAGAAACACCUCCAGACCUUCAGUUUAUAGAAGCUGACUUACGGCAGAAACUGGAGCAUGCCAAAGAAAUUACUGAAGAAGCAAAAGGAACCUUGAAAGAGUUCACUGCUCAGAGUGCACAAGUGGAGAAGUUUAUUAAUGACACGGCAAGCUGGCUGACAAAAUUAGAAGAAUCGUUGAUGAACUGUGCCCAAACUGAAACUUGUGAAGGCUUGAAAAAAGUGAAGGACAUACAAAAAGAACUUCAGAGUCAGCAAAGCAACAUCAGUACGACCCAGGAAAAUCUCAAUAGUUUGUGCCGCAAGUACCACUCAGUAGAGCUGGGGAGCCUGGGCAGUGCGAUGACGGGUCUGAUAAAGAGACACGAGGCCGUGAGCCAGUCCUGCUCCAAGACACAGGCCAGCCUUCAGGAUUCUCUGGAAAAACACUUCAAUGAGUCUAUGCAGGAAUUCCAAGAAUGGUUUUCUGGAAUAAAGGCAGCAGCAAAGGAAUCAUCAGAUAGAACUGGGGACAGCAAGGUUCUGGAGGCAAAACUCCAUGAUCUUCAGAACAUUUUGGACUCAGUCGGUGAUGGACAGAGCAAGCUUGAUGCGGUGACCCGAGAAGGACAAACUUUGUAUGCACAUUUGUCUAAACAAAUUGUCAGUAGCAUUCAGGAACAAGUUACAAAAGCUAAUGAAGAGUUUCAAGCAUUUCUGAAACAGUGCCUUAAAGACAAACAGGCGCUACAAGACUGUGCUUUGGAACUUGGGAGCUUUGAAGAUCAGCACAGAAAACUGAACUUAUGGAUCCAUGAAAUGGAAGAAAGAUUAAGUACAGAAAACUUAGGAGAGAGUAAGCAACACAUUCCUGAGAAGAAAAAUGAAGUCCAUAAAAUUGAAAUGUUUCUGGGAGAACUAUUGGCUGCAAGAGAGUCUCUGGACAAGCUGUCCCAGAGAGGGCAGCUGCUCAGUGAAGAAGGCCACGGCGCUGGGAAAGAAAGCCGCCUGUGUUCCCAGCUCCUCACAAGCUAUCAGAACUUACUCCGGAUGACCAAGGAGAAGCUCCGCGGCUGCCAGGUGGCCCUGCAGGAGCACGAGGCGCUGGAGGAGGCGCUGCAGAGCAUGUGGUCCUGGGUGAAGGGCAUGCAAGACAGACUGGCCAGCGCGGAGAGCACCGUGGGGAGCAAAGCCGCCUUGGAGGGACGGCUGCUCCAAGUGCAGGAAAUUCUCCUGAUGAAAGGUGAAGGGGAAGUUAAGUUGAACAUGGCCAUUGGCAAAGGGGAACAGGCCUUGAGAAGUAGCAACAAGGAGGGUCAGAAGGUGAUCCAGACUCAGCUACAGACCCUUAAAGACGUGUGGGCUAACAUCAUGGGCUCCUCCGUCCAUGCCCAGAGCACUUUAGAGUCUGUGAUUAGCCAGUGGAAUGACUAUCUAGAGUGGAAAAACCAGUUGGAGCAGUGGAUGGAAUCGGUGGAUCAAAAAGUAGAACAUCCCUUGCAACUACAGCCUGGUCUGAAAGAGAAGUUUUCCCUCCUGGAUCACUUUCAGUCCAUUGUAUCGGAGGCAGAAGAUCAUUCUGGAGCCCUGCAGCGACUCACCGCAAAGGCCAGGGAGCUCUACCAGAAGACUGAGGAUGAGACUUUCAAGGAUACGGCUCAGGAGGAACUGAAAACACAGUUUAAUGACAUACUGACCGUUUCCAAGGAGAAAAUGAGGAAGGUAGAAGAGAUUGUGAAAGACCAUCUCAUGUAUUUAGAUGCAGUCCAAGAAUUCAUGGAUUGGCUCCAUUCAGCAAAGGAAGAACUUCAUCGGUGGUCAGAUAUGUCAGGAGAUUCACCAGCCACCCAGAAAAAAUUAUCUAAAAUUAAGGAGCUGAUGGAUUCCAGAGAGAUUGGUGCAAGCCGCCUAAGCAGAGUGGAGUCUCUGGCCCCUGCCGUGAAACAGAACACGACUGCCAGUGGCUGUGAGCUCUUGGACACGGAGAUGCAGGCCCUGCGUGCGGACUGGAAGCAGUGGGAAGACAGCGUUUUCCAAACGCAGACCAGCUUGGAGAACCUGGUUAGCCAAAUGGCCCUUUCGGAGCAGGAGUUCUCAGGCCAAGUGGCUCAGCUGGAGCAGGCCCUCGAACAGUUUAGUGCCCUCCUGACAAGCUGGGCGCAGCAGUUAGCCCUCCUGGAAGGCAAGAACACAGAUAAGGAGCUAGUGGAAUGCUGGCAAAAGGGCCGGGAGAUACUGGAUGCUCUACAAAAAGCAGAGCCUCAGACAGAGAAUCUCAAGUCUCAACUGAAUGAGCUUUGUCAAUUUUCCAGAGACCUGAGUACAUACAGCGGAAAAGUUUCUGGCUUGAUUAAAGAGUAUAAUUGUCUUUGUUUGCAAGCUUCCAAGGGCUGUCAGAAUAAAGAACAGAUUUUACAGCAAAGAUUUCUGAGAGCCUUCAAGGAUUUCCAACAGUGGUUGGUUAACGCAAAGAUCACAACUGCUAAGUGCUUUGACAUACCUCAAAAUAUCAAUGAAGUUUCAACGAGUCUUCAGAAAAUACAGGAAUUUUUGUCAGAAAGUGAAAAUGGACAACACAAGCUAAACAUGAUGCUUUCUAAAGGAGAACUUUUGUGUACUCUGUUGACCAAAGAGAAAGCUAGUGGCAUCCAGGCCAAAAUGGCAACUGCAAAAGAAGACUGGAAAAAUUUUCAUUCGAAUCUCCACCAAAAGGAGUCUGCUCUGGAGAAUCUGAAGAUCCAAAUGAAGGACUUUGAAGUAAGCGCUGAGCCUGUGCAGGACUGGCUGAGUAAAACCGAGAAGAUGGUUCAUGAAAGCAGCAAUCGCCUGUAUGAUCUGCCAGCCAAGAGACGAGAACAGCAGAAGCUGCAGUCUGUCCUUGAGGAAAUAAACUGCUACGAGCCUCAGCUCCACAGGCUGAAAGAGAAAGCUCAGCAGCUGUGGGAGGGCCAGGCGGCCAGCAGGAGCUUUGUACACCGGGUGUCGCAGCUGUCUUCUCAGUAUCUAGCGCUAAGCAAUGUAACAAAGGAGAAAGUGUCAAGACUGGAUAGGAUUGUUGCGGAACACAAUCAGUUCUCCCUGGGAAUUAAAGACCUGCAGGACUGGAUGACAGACACGGUCCACGUGUUGGACUCUUACUGCCACCCGACCUCUGACAAGAGUGUGCUGGACAGCAGGGUGCUCAAGCUUGAGGCUCUGUUAUCAGUGAAACAGGAAAAAGAGAUCCAGAUGAAGAUGAUAGUGACCAGAGGGGAAUCUGUCCUUCAGAACACCUCCCCGGAAGGCAUCCCUGCCAUUCAGCAGCAGCUGGCGAGUGUGAAGGAUAUGUGGGCGUCCCUUUUGUCUGCAGCAAUUCGUUGUAAAAGUCAACUUGAAGGAGCUCUUUCUAAGUGGACAAGUUACCAGGAUGACGUUCGACAGUUUUCCAGUUGGAUGGACGGCGUGGAGGCCAGCCUGAACGAGUCCGAGAGGCAGCAUGCGGAACUGCGGGAGAAGACAGCAGCUCUCGGGAAGGCCAAGUUAUUAAACGAGGAAGUGCUGAGUCACGGCAGCUUACUGGAGACCAUUGAAGUCAAGGGGGCUGGCAUGACGGAGCACUACGUCACCCAGUUAGAAUUCCAGGACCUGCAGGAACGAUAUGGAGCCAUCAGAGAGAGGACCAAGGAAGCAGUAACCAAGUCGGAAAAACUAGUUCGCCUGCAUCAAGAGUAUCAGAGAGACUUGAAGGCAUUUGAAGCUUGGCUGGAGAAAGAGCAAGAAAAGCUUGAUCGAUACUCAGUUCUUGAAGGUGAUACGCACACUCAUGAGACAGCGCUGCGGGACCUUCAGGAGCUCCAGGUACGCUGCGCAGAGGGGCAGGCCCUGUUGAAUUCAGCACUGCACACCAGGGAGGAGGUGAUACCGUCAGGCAUCCCGCAGACAGAGGACCGGGCUCUCGAGACCCUCCGGCAGGACUGGCAGGCUUACCAGCAGAGGCUGUUGGAGACCCGAACGCAGUUCAAUAAUGUGGUCAACAAACUGAGACUGAUGGAACAAAAGUCUCAGCAAGUAGCUGAGUGGCUGAAAACAAUGGAGGAGAAAGUGAAUCUCAGAACUGGGCGUCAGUCUAGCCGGGCUGCCAAGGAGAUACAGUUACAUCAGAUGAAGAAGUGGCAUGAAGAAAUCACCGCAUACAGAGAUGAAGUGGAGGAAGUAGGAGCCAGAGCCCAGGAGAUCCUGGACGAGAGUCACGUGAGCAGCCGAAUGGGCUGCCAGGCCACGCAGCUGACAUCCAGAUACCAAGCGCUGCUCCUCCAAGUGCUGGAACAAAUAAAAUUCCUGGAAGAAGAGAUCCAGAGUUUGGAGGAAUCAGAGUUAUCCUUAAGUUCCUAUUCUGAUUGGUACAGCUCUACUCAUAAAAACUUCAAGAAUGUGGCCGCCAAAAUUGAUAAAGUAGAUAAAGCAAUGAUGGGGAAAAAAAUGAAGACGCUGGAGAGUUUGCUAAAAGACAUGGAGAAAGGCCAGAGUUUGCUCAAAUCAGCCCGAGAGAAAGGAGAGAGGGCUCUUAAGUACUUGGAAGAUGGUGAGGCAGAGACGUUAAGAAAAGAGAUCCACGACCACGUGGAGCGGUUGAAGGAACUGACCAGCACUGUGCGGAAGGAGCGCAUGACCCUGGAGAAAGGCCUUCAUUUGACGAAGGAAUUCUCGGAUAGAUACAAAGCCUUAACUCAGUGGCUAGCAGAAUACCGAGAUAGCCUACAUGGUCCUGAAGAGCCCAAAAUGGAGUUAUAUGAGAAAAAAGCUCAGUUGUCCAGAUACAAGUCUCUUCAACAAACAGUGCUGUCCCAUGAACCAUCAGUAAAAUCGGUGAGAGAGAAAGGCGAAGCCCUCUUGGAGCUGGUGCAAGAUGUUACUUUAAAGGACAAAAUCGAUCAGCUUCAAAGCGAUUACCAGGAUCUCUGCAGGGCAGCAAAGGAGCAUGUCUGCAGUCUCGAGGCGAAAGUCAGAGACCACGAAGAUUACAACAGUGAGCUCCAGGAAGUGGAGAAGUGGCUGCUGCAGAUGUCGGGGAGGCUGGUGGCGCCCGACCUCGUGGAGACAGGCAGCCUUGAGACGAUCACCCAGCAGCUGGCCCGCCACAAGGCAAUGAUGGAAGAAAUUGCUGGUUUUGAAGACCGUUUGAAUGACCUUAAAACCAAAGGGGACAAUUUGAUCAGCCAAUGUGCAGAUCACCUUCAAGCGAAACUUAAACAAAAUGUACACGCUCACCUGCAGGGCACAAGGGACAGUUACUCAGCCAUCUGCAGUACCGCCCAGAGGGUGUACCAGAGUUUGGAACACGAACUUCAGAAGCACGUUAGUCGACAAGACACCCUUCAGCAGUGCCAGGCCUGGCUUUCUGCGAUUCAGCCGGAUUUAAAGCCAGGCGCGAAUCCCCCUCUUAGCAGGGCAGAAGCUGUCAAGCAGGUCAAACACUUCAGAGCUUUGCAGGAACAAGCAAGGACCUACCUAGAUCUUCUGUGCUCCAUGUGUGACCUGUCAAACUCUUCAGUGAAAACUACUGCAAAAGAUAUUCAACAAACAGAACAAAUGAUCGAACAAAGGCUUGCCCAGGCACAGAACCUAACUCAGGGCUGGGAGGAGAUCAAGCACAUGAAGGCUGAACUCUGGAUUUACCUCCAGGAUGCCGAUCAGCAGCUGCAGAAUAUGAAGAGGAGGCACUCAGAACUGGAGCUAAACAUUGCACAGAACAUGGUAUCUCAAGUAAAGGAUUUUGUUAAGAAGCUACAGUGCAAACAGGCAUCGGUGAACACUAUUACAGAGAAGGUGGAUGAGUUAACCAAGAAGCAAGAGUCCCCUGAACACAAGGAAAUAAGUCAUUUAAAUGACCAGUGGCUGGAUCUGUGCCUUCAGUCCAACAAUCUGUGCUUGCAAAGAGAAGAAGAUCUCCAGAGAACACGAGAUUACCACGACCGUAUGAACGUUGUCGAAGGGUUCUUAGAAAAAUUUACCACAGAAUGGGAUAACUUAGCCAGAUCUGAUGCAGAGAGUACAGCCGCUCACCUGGAAGCUUUGAAAAAGUUGGCCCUGGCAUUGCAGGAGAGAAAGAAGGCCAUUGAGGAUCUGAAAGAGCAAAAGCAGAAAAUGAUAGAACAUCUGAAUUUAGAUGACAAAGAACUAGUCAAAGAACAGACGAGUCACCUUGAACAACGCUGGUUUCAACUAGAGGACCUCGUUAAAAGAAAAAUCCAAGUGUCCAUCACCAACCUGGAGGAGCUCAGUGUGGUUCGGUCCAGGUUUCAGGAGCUGAUGGAGUGGGCGGAAGAGCAACAGCCCAACAUCGCCGAGGCCCUGAAGCAGAGCCCCCCGCCUGACAUGGCUCAGAACCUGCUCAUGGAUCACCUUGCCAUUUGCAGCGAACUGGAGGCCAAGCAGAUGCUCCUGAAAUCUCUCACGAAGGAUGCUGACAGGGUGAUGGCUGAUCUUGGCCUCAACGAGAGGCAGAUAAUCCAGAAGGCACUGUCGGAUGCACAAAGGCACGUGAGUAGUCUCAGCGACUUAGUGGGCCAGAGACGGAAGUACUUAAACAAGGCUUUGUCCGAGAAAACCCAGUUUCUCAUGGCGGUGUUCCAGGCGACCAGCCAGAUUCAGCAACACGAGCGCAAGAUAAUGUUCCGUGAACAUAUCUGCCUGCUACCGGAUGACGUGAGCAAACAGGUGAAAACAUGUAAAAGUGCGCAAGCCAGCCUUAAGACUUACCAAAACGAGGUCACUGGACUUUGGGCCCAGGGUCGCGAGUUGAUGAAAGGAGUCACAGAGCAGGAAAAGAGUGAGGUCCUGGGGAAGCUCCAGGAAUUGCAGAGCGUCUAUGACAGUGUGCUACAGAAGUGCAGCCAUCGGCUACAAGAGCUGGAGAAAAAUCUGGUUUCUAGGAAGCAUUUUAAGGAAGACUUUGAUAAAGCCUGUCACUGGCUCAAACAAGCAGAUAUCGUUACCUUUCCCGAGAUCAACCUAAUGAAUGAGACUGCCGAGCUUCACACACAGCUCGCCAAAUACCAACACAUUCUCGAACAGUCUCCAGAAUAUGAAAACCUCCUACUUUCGCUGCAGAGAACUGGACAGGCCAUCCUGCCCACGCUGAAUGAAGUGGACCAUUCCUACCUCAACGAAAAGCUCCACGCACUGCCCCUGCAGUUUAACGUGAUCGUCCACCUGGCUAAAGACAAGUUCUAUAAAGUCCAAGAGGCGAUGCUGGCUCGGAAAGAAUACGCCUCCUUGAUCGAGUUGACAAGCCAGUCUCUGCGUGACCUUGAAGACCAGUUCUCCAGGAUGAGCCACAUCCCUGGCCGCCUGAGCGUCGAAGAGGCUCUGUCUCUUCAGGAUGGCUGGCGUGCUCUGGGGGGCGAGGUGGCAGGGCUCGCCGAAGCCGUGGACGAACUGAACCAGAAGAAAGAAAGUUUUCGCAGCACCGGGCAGCCAUGGCAACCAGACAAGAUGCCACAGCUCAUCACCCUGUACCACAGGCUGAAGCGACAGACAGAACAGAGGGUGAGCUUCUUAGAAGACACCACCAGUGCUUACCAGGAACACGAGAGGAUGUGCCACCAGCUAGAGAAACAGCUAGAAGCUGUGAGGAUGGAGCAGUCCAAGGUGAACGAAGAGACACUGCCCGCGGAGGAGAAGCUCAAAGUGUAUCACUCCCUGGCAGGAAACCUCCAGAAUUCCGGAAUUCUCCUAAAACGUGUCACCAGGCAUCUCGAAGAUCUCGUUUCUCAUCUCGACCCCGCAGCUUACGAGAAAGCCAAGCAUCAGCUCCAGGCCUGGCAAGAGGAGUUAAAACUGCUCACAUCUGCCAUUGGCGCGACGGUGACGGAAUGUGAGAGCCGCAUGGUGCAGAGUAGAGACUUCCAGACAGAGCUGAGCCGCUCCUUGGACUGGCUGCGGAGCGUGGAGGCAGCCCUGAGCGGACCGCUGUGCCUGGACCCGAACCUGCGGGACAUCCAGGAGGAGAUCAGAAAGGUCCAGAUCCAUCAGGAAGAGGUGCAGUCCAGCCUGAGGAUCAUGACUGCACUGAGUAACAAGGAGAAGGAGAAAUUCACGAGAGCCAAGGAGCUGAUCUCCGCCGACCUACAGCGCACGCUGGCUGAGCUCUCGGAGCUAGAUGGGGCCCUGCAGGAAGCGCUCCGCACCAGACAGACUACCUUGACUCAAAUAUACAGUCAGUGUCAAAGGUACUAUCAAGUGUUUCAAGCUGCUAACGACUGGCUUGAGGACGCUCAUGAGAUGUUACAGCUGACAGGCAACGGCCUAGAUGUGGAGAGUGCGGAGGAGAGUCUCAAAAGCCACAUGGAAUUUUUUAGUGCAGAGGAUCAGUUCCACAGCAAUCUGGAGGAGCUCCAAAGCCUGGUAGCCAACCUGGACCCACUCAUCAAGCCGACUGGAAAAGAGGACCUAGCACAGAAAAUGGCCUCCCUGGAAGAGAAGAGUCAGACGAUAAUACAGGAUUCACAUGCCCAGUUAGAUCUCUUGCAGAGAUGUGCAGCUCAGUGGCAGGACUAUCAGAAAGCAAGGGAAGAGGUUAUAGAAUUGAUGAAUGAAGCUGAAAAGAAAUUGUCUGAGUUUUCUUUAUUGAAGACUUCUUCCAGUCACGAAGCAGAAGAAAAAUUAUCAGAACAUAAGGCUUCAGUGUCAGUAAUAAACUCUUUCCAUGAGAAAAUCGUGGCUUUAGAGGGUGAAGCUUCAGAACUGGAAAAAACCGGAAAUGAUGCAAGCAAAGCAGCCAUAAGCAGGUCAACAACAGCUGUCUGGCAGCGUUGGACGCGGCUCCGCGCUGUGGCCCAGGACCAGGAGAAGUUACUGGAAGAUGCAGUGGAUGAGUGGACGAGCUUUAACAAUAAGGUUAAAAAAGCCACUGAAGUGAUUGAUCAGCUGCAAGAUAAAUUACCGGGAAGCUCAGCGGAGAAGGCCUCAAAAGCAGAACUCGUAACUUUUCUUGAAUAUCAUGACACAUUCAUCCUGGAGUUGGAAGGGCAACAAUCGGCCUUAGGGAUGCUGCGGCAACAAGUGCUGGGCAUGGUCCAGGAUGGAGUCACACCAUCCCCUGGAGGAGAGCCACCCACGGUGCAGGAGAUCACAGCCAUGCAGGACCGGUGCCUGAACAUGCAGGAGAAAGUCAAGAAGAACGGGAAGAUAGUAAAGCAAGAGCUCAAGGAGCGAGAAGUGGUGGAGACACAAAUCAGUUCAGUAAAAUCUUGGGUUCAGGAAACGAAGGAAUACUUGGGAAAUCCAACCAUAGAAAUAGAUGCUCAACUUGAAGAACUUAAGAUUCUCCUAACAGAAGCCACAAAUCACCGACAGAAUGUUGAAAAAAUGGCUGAAGAACAGAAGAAUAAGUACCUUGGUCUUUCUACUAUAUUACCUUCUGAACUCUCCCUUCAACUAGCUGAAGUGGCCUUGGACUUAGGAACUAUCCAUGAUCAGAUCCAGGACAAAGUAAAAGAAGUUGAACAGAGCAAGGCCAUGAGUCAGGAAUUCAGCCAGCAAAUUCAGAAGAUAGCCAGAGAUCUCACAACUAUUCUCACCAAGCUGAGAGCAAAGACAGAUAAUUUAGUUCAAGCUAAAACUGACCAAAAGGUGCUAGGAGAGGAAUUAGAUGACUGUCACUUAAAAUUAAUGGAACUGGAUAAUGCAGUGCAAAAAUUCUCCGAACAGAACGGCCAGCUAGGUAAACCACUGGCCAAGAAGAUAGGAAAACUGACUGAACUUCACCAGCAGACCAUUAUACAGGCCGAGAACCAGCUCUCUAAGCUCAACCAGGCAGCAUCCCAUCUAGAAGAAUACAAUGAAAUGCUUGAGUUAAUUUUAAGGUGGAUUGAGAAAACUAAAAUCUUGGUACGUGGAAAGAUUGCAUGGAAUUCUGCAAGCCAGCUUCGAGAACAAUACAUUUCACAUCAGACCAUGCUAGAAGAAUCUGAAGAUAUUAACAGUGAUCUGGAAGCAAUGACCGAGAAAUUACAGUGCCUUGAUAGUGUGUACCAUACAGAAACAAUGUCUCAGCAAGUGGCAGACCUGGGACGGGAGACGGAGGAGCUGCGACAGGUGAUCAAAAUUCGCUUACAGAGUCUCCACGAUGCUGCCAAGGAUAUGAAAAAGUUUGAAGCAGAGCUCAGAAACUUACAAGUUGCUUUGGAGCAAGCCCAGACGACCCUGACUUCUCCAGAAGUUGGACGUCUAAGUCUCAAGGAGCAGCUCUCGCACCGACAGCAUUUGCUGUCUGAGAUGGAGUCACUUAAGCCAAAAGUCCACGCGGUGCAGGUCUGUCAGAGCGCGCUCCGGAUCCCCGAGAACGUGGUCACCAGCCUGCCGCUCUGCCACGCGGCCCUGCACCUGCAGGAGGAGGCCAGCCGGCUCCAGCACACGGCCAUCCAGCAGUGCAACAUCAUGCAGGAGGCUGUGGUGCAGUAUGAACAAUAUGAGCAAGAAAUGCAGCACCUCCAGGAACUCAUAGAAGGAGCUCACAGAGAGAUUGAGGAUAAGCCUGUGGCCACCAGCAACAUCCAGGAACUGCAAGCCCAGAUUUCUCGGCAUGAGGAGCUGGCUCAGAAAAUCAAGGGCUACCAGGAGCAGAUCGCCUCUUUGAACUCCAAGUGCAAGAUGCUGACCAUGAAAGCCAAGCACGCCACCAUGCUGCUGACGGUGACCGAGGUGGAGGGGCUGGCGGAGGGCACGGAGGACUUGGACGGGGAGCUCCUCCCCGCCACCUCGGCCCACCCCUCUGUGGUCAUGAUGACUGCAGGUCGCUGUCACACUUUGCUGUCACCUGUCACUGAGGAAUCUGGGGAGGAGGGAACCAACAGUGAGAUCUCCUCUCCGCCGGCUUGUCGUUCCCCUUCACCUGUGGCUCAUACAGACGCCUCUGUUAACCAGGACAUCGCUUAUUACCAAGCCUUGUCUCCUGAGAGGUUACAGACCGAUGCUGCCAAGGUCCCCCCCAGCACGUUGCCACCCCAAGAGCUGUAUGAACCGGGACUGGAGCCGUCUGCCACUGCAAAGCUGGACGAUUUGCAGCGCUCUUGGGAAACCUUAAAGAAUGUGAUCAGCGAGAAGCAGCGCACACUCUAUGAAGCCUUGGAACGCCAGCAGAAGUACCAGGACUCCCUCCAGUCCAUCUCCACGAAAAUGGAGGCCAUCGAGAUGAAACUCAGUGAGAGUCCAGAGCAGGGCAGGAGUCCCGAGAGCCAGAUGGCCGAACAUCAGGCUCUGAUGGACGAGAUUCUCAUGCUCCAAGAGGAGAUCAGCGAGCUGCAGUCGGCCCUCGCGGACGAGCUGGGGUCCGAGUCCCCGGGGUCCGAGCCGGCAGAGCGGCUGGCGCUGCAGUCCACACUCACCGUCUUAGCGGAGCGAAUGGCCACCAUCAGGAUGAAGGCAUCUGGGAAGCGGCAGCUUCUGGAGGAGAAACUCAAUGAUCAGCUGGAGGAACAGAGACAGGAGCAAGCCCUGCACAGGUAUCGCUGUGAAGCUGAUCAGCUGGACCACUGGCUCUUGAACACGAAGGCCACUCUGGAUGUUGCCCUGGGGUCACCCAAGGAGCCCAUGGACAUGGAGGCCCAGUUAGUGGACUGCCAGAAUAUGCUGGUGGAAAUUGAGCAGAAGGUGGUGGCCUUAUCAGAGCUCUCGGUGCACAAUGAAAACCUGCUGCUGGAGGGCAAGGCUCACACCAAGGACGAGGCCGAGCAGCUGGCAGUGAAGCUGAGAACCCUCAAGGGGAGCCUCCUGGAGCUGCAGAGGGCGCUGCAGGACAGGCAGCUCCACAUCCAGCAGGGGACAGCCCAGGAGAAGGAGGAGAGCGAUGCUGACCUGGCUGCCACUCAGAGCCCCGGGGUUCAGGAAUGGCUAGCUCAAGCUCGGAGCGCGUGGACCCACCAGCGACAGAGCAGCCUCCAGCAACAAAAAGAGUUGGAGCAGGAAUUGGCAGAGCAGAAGAGCCUCCUCCAGUCAGUAGCGAGCCUUGGAGAGGAAAUUCUAACGCAGCACUCAGCUGCAGAGACCUCUGGUGGUGUUGGCGAAAAACCUGAUGUGUUAUCCCAGGAGUUGGGCAUGGAAGGGGAGAAAUCACCUGCUGAAGACCAGAUGAGAAUGAAAUGGGAAAGCCUACAUCAGGAAUUUAGCACCAAGCAGAAACUACUUCAGAAUGUUCUGGAGCAGGAACAGGAUCAAGUGCUCUACAGCAGGCCUAAUCGGCUCCUGUCUGGCGUGCCACUGUACAAAGGGGACGGGCAGGCCCAGGAUAAGUCUGCGGUGACGUCCUUGCUGGAUGGAUUGAACCAGGUCUUCGAGGAGGUUUCAUCCCAGGGUGGAGGGACGAAGAAGCAAAACAUUGACUUGGAACAGAAGUUGUAUGAUGGGGUCUCGGCCACCUCUACCUGGCUGGAUGAUGUAGAGGAACGGUUAUUUGUUGCCACAGCCCUUUUACCAGAAGAGACGGAAACUUGCAUCUUCAACCAAGAGACUCUUGCCAAAGAUAUUAAGGAAAUGUCUGAAGAAAUGGAUAAGAACAAGAACUUGUUUUCCCAAGCCUUUCCAGAGAACGGCGAUAACCGAGAUGUUAUUGAAGACACUUUGGGUUGUCUCUUGGGCAGGUUGUCUUUGCUAGACUCAGUAGUAAAUCAGCGAUGUCAUCAGAUGAAGGAAAGACUUCAGCAGAUAUUAAAUUUCCAGAAUGAUCUGAAGGUGCUAGUUACAUCACUGGCUGACCACAAAUACAUCAUUCUGCAGAAGCUGGCGAAAAUGUUUGAACAACCUGUGGCAGAGCAGAUAGAGGCAAUACAGCAGGCUGAAGAUGGGCUAAAGGAAUUAGAUGCGGGAAUCAUUGAGUUAAAAAGGCGUGCUGACAAGUUGCAGAUUGAGCAGCCUUCCAUGCAAGAACUCUCCAAACUCCAGGACAUGUAUGAGGAACUCAUGAUGACCAUUGGCUCCCGGCGGAGCGGGCUGAAUCAGAAUCUUGCCCUCAAGAGUCAGUACGAAAGAGCCUUGCAGGAUCUGGCCGACCUACUGGAAACCGGACAAGAGAAGACGACAGGAGACCAGAAAAUCAUCAUAUCUUCCAAAGAGGAAAUCCAACAACUACUUGACAAACAUAAGGAAUACUUUCAGGGUCUGGAGUCUCACAUGAUCUUGACCGAAACCCUCUUCAGGAAGAUCAUCAGCUUUGCAGUCCCACGGGAAACUCAGUUCCACACAGACCUGAUGGCGCAGGCUUCGGCCGUGCUCAAAGGGGCCCACAAGAGGGGUGUGGAGCUGGAGUACAUCCUCGAGACAUGGUCCCAACUGGAUAAGGAGCACCGCGAGCUUAGCCGGCAGCUGGAGGUGGUGGAGAGCAGCACCCCAAGCGUGGGUUUGGUGGAGGAGAGCGAAGACAGGCUUAUCGACCGGAUCACACUCUACCAGCAUUUGAAAUCCAGCCUUAAUGAAUACCAGCCCAAAUUAUAUCAGGUAAUAGAUGAUGGAAAACGACUUCUGAUGUCUGUUAGCUGCUCAGAUCUGGAAAGCCAGCUAAAUCAACUUGGAGAACACUGGUUAAAUGAUACCAACAAAGUGUCUAAGGAACUUCACAGAUUGGAAACAAUAUUGAAACACUGGACCAGAUAUCAAAGCGAAUCUGCAGAUCUAAUCCACUGGUUACAGUCUGCAAAAGACAGGCUAGAAUUUUGGACUCAACAAUCUGUAACAGUCCCACAGGAACUGGAAAUGGUCCGUGAUCACCUAAAUGCUUUUCUGGAGUUUUCCAAAGAGGUGGAUGCCAAGUCCACGCUAAAAUCAUCUGUUCUGAGCACUGGAAAUCAGCUUCUUCGAUUAAAGAAAGUAGACACAGCUGCCUUGCGUUCUGAGCUGUCCCACAUUGAUGGUCAGUGGAAUGACCUGCUGACAAAUAUUCCAGCCAUACAGGAAAAGCUUCACCAGCUCCAAAUGGAUAAACUGCCUUCUCGCCACGCCAUUUCUGAAGUCAUGACUUGGAUUUCUCUUAUGGAAAGUGUUAUUCAAAAGGAUGAAGAGAAUAUUAAAAAUUCCAUCGGUUACAAGACAAUUCAUGAGUACCUUCAGAAAUACAAGGGUUUUCAGAUCGACAUUAACUGUAAGCAGCUGACUGUUGAUUUUGUGAACCAGUCUGUGCUACAGAUCAGCAGUCAAGAUGUGGAAAGUAAACGCAGCGACAAGACUGAUUUUGCUGAGCAACUUGGAGCAAUGAAUAAAAGCUGGCAAAUCCUUCAGGGUCUGGUCACUGAGAAGAUUCAGUUGUUGGAAGGCUUAUUGGAAUCUUGGUCAGAAUAUGAAAAUAACGUACAAUGUCUGAAAACGUGGUUUGAAACCCAGGAAAAGAGACUGAAACAACAACAUCGCAUUGGAGACCAGGCUUCUGUUCAGAACGCGAUGAAAGACUGUCAGGAUCUGGAAGACUUGAUUAAAGCAAAAGAGAAAGAGGUAGAGAAAAUUGAGCAGAAUGGACUUGCUUUGGUUCAGAACAAGAAAGAAGAAGUCUCUGGCAUUGUCAGGAGCACGCUUCAGGAGCUCAACCAAACUUGGGCAAAUUUAGACCACAUGGUUGGCCAACUCAAGAUCCUGUUGAAAUCUGUGCUUGAUCAGUGGAGCCACCAUAAAGUGGCGUUUGAUGAGCUAAACAGUUGCCUCAUGGAGGCCCGAUACUCUCUUUCUCGAUUCUGUCUGCUCACUGGCUCUUUAGAAGCUGUGCAAGUUCAAGUGGACAAUCUUCAGAAUCUUCAAGAUGAUCUAGAAAAACAGGAAAAGAGCUUGCAGAAAUUUGGCUCUGUGACCAAUCAACUUUUAAAAGAAUGUCACCCACCUGUGACAGAAACUCUUACUAAUACACUAAAAGAAGUCAACAUGAGAUGGAAUAACUUGCUGGAAGAGAUUGCUGAGCAGCUGCGUGCCAGCAAGGCCCUGCUUCAGCUUUGGCAGCGAUACAAGGACUACUCCAAACAGUGUGCCGCUGCAGUUCAACAGCAGGAGGAACGAACCAGCGAGUUCUUGAAGGCAGCCACCGACAAGGACAUCGGUGAUGACGAAGUUGCCACCUGGAUCCAAGAUUGCAAUGACCUCCUCAAAGGACUGGGGCCGAUUCAGGAUUCUCUUGUAGUUCUUCAUGAGCUGGGAGGGCAACUCAAGCAACAAGUGGAUGCUUCGGCAGCAUCAGCCAUUCAAUCCGAUUGGCUCUCUUUGAGUCAACAGUUACAUGCCCUAGAACAGGCUCUCUGCAAACAGCAGGCUGUGUUACAGGCUGGCGUUCUUGACUAUGAAACCUUUACCAAGAGUUUAGAAGCUUUGGAGACCUGGAUAGUAGAAGCUGAAGAAAUACUACAAGGGCAGGACCCUAGCCACUCAUCUGACCUCUCGACCAUCCAGGAAAGGAUGGAGGAGCUGAAGGGACAGAUGCUGAAAUUCAGCAGCAUGGUCCCAGAUUUAGACCGUCUGAAUGAGCUUGGAUACAGGCUGCCCCUGAACGAUAAAGAAAUCAAAAGGAUGCAGAAUCUGAAUCGUCACUGGUCUCUGAUCUCCUCCCAGACUACAGAAAGAUUCAGUAAGUUACAGUCAUUUUUGCUACAACAUCAGACUUUCUUGGAAAAAUGUGAAACAUGGAUGGAAUUCCUAGUUCAAACGGAACAGAAGUUAGCAGUAGAGAUUUCAGGCAAUUAUCAGCAUCUUCUGGAGCAGCAGAGAGCUCAUGAGUUGUUUCAAGCAGAGAUGUUCAGCCGUCAGCAGAUUUUGCACUCAAUCAUUUUUGAUGGACAGCAUCUUCUAGAACAAGGUCAAGUUGAUGACAGGGAUGAGUUCAACCUGAAAUUGACCCUUCUCAGUAAUCAGUGGCAGGGGGUGAUCCGCCGGGCCCAGCAGAGGCGAGGCAUCAUCGACAGCCAGAUCCGCCAGUGGCAGCGCUACAGGGAGAUGGCAGAAAAGCUCCGUAAAUGGCUGGCGGAGGUGUCCUGUCUGCCCGUGAGUGGCCUGGGGAGUGUCCGGAUACCACUGCAGCAAGCAAGAGCCCUCUUUGAUCAAGUGCAGUUCAAAGAAAAAGUGUUCCUGCGGCAACAGGGCAGCUACAUCCUCACCAUGGAGGCUGGCAAGCAGCUUCUGCUUUCAGCUGACAGUGGGGCUGAGGCCGCCCUGCAGGCCGAACUCGCUGAGAUCCAAGAGAAAUGGAAGUCAGCAAGUGUGUGUCUGGAGGAGCAGAAGAAAAAACUGGCCGGCUUGCUGCAGGACUGGGAAAAAUGUGAGAAUGGAAUAGCUGAUUCUCUGGAGAAACUACGAACUUUCAAAAAGAGGCUUUCCCAGCCUCUCCCAGAUCAUCAUGAAGAGCUCCACGCAGAGCAGAUGUGCUGCAAGGAAUUAGAAAACGCAGUUGGGAGCUGGACAGAUGACUUGGCACAGCUGACAGUGCUGAAGAAGGCUCUCUGUGCUUACAUUAGUGAAGAUGAUAUCUCCAUCCUUAACGAACGCAUGGAGCUUCUGCAGAGGCAGUGGGAAGAACUAUGCCACCAGCUCUCCUUAAGGCGACAGCAAGUAAGUGAGAGAUUGAAUGAGUGGGCCGUCUUCAGUGAAAAGAACAAGGAGCUUUGCGAAUGGCUGACUCAGAUGGAAAGCAAGGUUUCUCAGAAUGGAGACAUUCUCAUUGAAGAAAUGAUUGAGAAGCUCAGGAAGGAUUAUCAAGAGGAAAUUGCAAUUGCCCAAGAGAACAAAAUACAGCUCCAGCAAAUGGGAGAACGACUGGCUCGAGCCAGUCAUGAAAGCAAAGCAUCUGAGAUUGAGUACAAGCUUGGCAAGAUCAGUGACCGGUGGCAGCACCUUCUGGACCUCAUGGCAGCCAGGGUGAAGAAGCUGAAGGAGACUCUGGUUGCCGUACAGCAGCUGGAUAAGAACAUGAGCAGUCUGAGGACGUGGCUAGCCCACAUCGAGUCAGAGCUGGCCAAACCCAUCGUCUACGACUCCUGUGACUCAGAAGAAAUACAGAAAAAGCUUAACGAGCAGCAGGAGCUUCAGAGAGACAUCGAGAAACACAGCACUGGCGUGGCCUCCGUGCUGAACCUGUGUGAGGUCCUUCUGCAUGACUGUGACGCCUGCGCUACAGACGCCGAGUGCGACUCCAUCCAGCAGGCUACGCGAAACCUGGACCGCCGGUGGAGAAACAUCUGUGCCAUGUCCAUGGAAAGGAGGCUCAAAAUUGAAGAGACAUGGCGAUUGUGGCAGAAGUUUCUGGAUGACUUUUCUCAUUUCGAAGAUUGGCUCAAGAUCUCAGAAAGGACAGCUGCCUUUCCCAGCUCUUCCGGGGUGCUCUAUACAGUUGCCAAGGAGGAACUAAAGAAAUUUGAGGCUUUCCAGCGACAGGUCCAUGAGAGCCUGACCCAGCUGGAGCUGAUCAACAAGCAGUACCGCCGCCUGGCCAGAGAGAACCGCACGGACGCGGCCGGCAGCCUCAAACAGAUGGUUCACAAAGGCAACCAGAGAUGGGACAACCUGCAGAAGCGCGUCACCUCCAUCCUGCGCAGACUCAAGCAUUUCAUUGGCCAGCGGGAGGAGUUCGAGACAGCCCGGGACAGCAUUCUGGUGUGGCUGACGGAGAUGGAUCUGCAGCUCACCAACAUUGAGCACUUCUCCGAGUGUGACGUGCAAGCUAAAAUAAAGCAGCUCAAGGCCUUCCAGCAGGAAAUCUCAUUGAACCACAAUAAGAUUGAGCAGAUAAUCACCCAAGGAGAACAGCUGAUAGAAAAGAGUGAGCCCCUGGAUGCGGCCGUCAUUGAGGAAGAGCUGGAUGAGCUCCGACGUUACUGUCAGGAGGUCUUCGGGCGCGUGGAUAGAUAUCAUAAGAAACUGAUUCGCCUGCCUCUCCCAGAUGAUGAGCACGACCUCUCUGACCGGGAGCUGGAACUGGACGAGGCUGGAACUCUGUCGGACCUCCACUGGCGGGACACCUCCACGGACGGCGUGCUCUCCCCGCAGCCUUCCUCCAACCCCUCCCUCUCACUCGCCCAGCCCCUCCGGAGCGAGAGGUCUGGACGAGACACCCCGGCCAGUGUGGACUCCAUCCCCCUGGAAUGGGACCAUGACUAUGACCUCAGCCGUGACCUGGAGUCUGCCGUGUCCAGAACUCUGCCUUCUGAGGACGAAGAGGGUCCAGAAGAUAAAGAUUUCUACCUCAGGGGAGCUGUUGGCUUAUCAGAUGUAAUGAUCCCUGAAAGUCCCGAGGCCUAUGUUAAACUCACAGAAAGUGCAAUCAGAAAUUCCUCUGGGGACCGUGGUGCCUUGGAGUCACAGAUCCGACAGCUGGGCAAAGCCUUGGAUGACAGCCACUUUCAGAUGCAGCAAACGGAGAAUAUCAUCCACAGCAAAACGCCCACAGGACCAGAGCUAGACUCCGGCUACAGAGGCUACAUGAAACUGCUGGGCGAAUGCAGCGGCAGCAUAGACUCAGUGAAAAGACUGGAACACAAGCUGACGGAGGAAGACGACCAUUUCCCUGGCUUUGUUAACUUGAAUAGCACUGAAACCCAAACAGCUGGUGUGAUUGACCGCUGGGAACUCAUCCAGGCAGAGGCCCUGAGCAAGGAGCUGAGGAUGAAACAGAAGCCCCAGAGGAGGCAGCAGUUGGACUCAGACCUGAGCAGCGUUCUGACCUGGCUGCAGGAGACGGAGGGCGACCUGGAGCAGCUUCAGCGCCUACAGCUCAGCACGGACAUCCAGUCCAUCGCGCUCCAAAUCCAGAAGCUGAAGGAGCUCCAGAAAGCUGUGGACCACCGCAAAGCCAUCGUCCUCUCCAUCCAUCUGUGCAGCUCCGAGUUCACUCAGACCGGCCAGGAGGAGAGCCAGGAUCUUCAGGAUCGCUUGUCCCAGAUGAAUGGGCGGUGGGACCGUGUGUGCUCCCUGCUGGAGGAGUGGCGGGGUCUUCUCCAGGACGCGCUCAUGCAGUGCCAGGAUUUUCAUGAAAUGAGUCAUGGUUUGCUUCUUAUGCUGGAGAACAUUGACAGAAGGAAAAAUGAAAUUGUUCCCAUUGAUUCUAACCUUGAUGCAGAAAUACUUCAGGACCAUCACAAACAGCUUAAGCAAAUAAGGCAUGAGCUGUUGGAAUCUCAACUCAAAGUGGCCUCGCUGCAAGACAUGUCUUGCCAACUGUUGGUGAAUGCUGAAGGCACAGACUGUUUAGAAGCCAAAGAAAAAGUCCACGUGAUUGGAAAUCGACUCAAACUUCUCUUGAAGGAGGUCAGUCGUCAUAUCAAGGAGCUGGAGAAGUUAUUAGACAUGUCAAGCAGUCAGCAGGACCUGUCUUCCUGGUCUUCCGCUGACGAACUGGACACCUCGGGAUCUGUGAGUCCUACCUCGGGAAGAAGUACCCCAAACAGACAGAAAACGCCACGAGGCAAAUGUAGUGUCUCACAGCCUGGACCCUCUGUCAGCAGCCCACAUAGCAGGUCCAUAAAAGGUGGCUCCGAUUCCUCCCUUUCUGAGCCUCGGCCAGCCCGGUCCAGCCGAGCCUUCCUGUUCAGAGUCCUCCGAGCGGCUCUUCCCCUUCAGCUCCUGCUGCUGCUUCUCAUUGGGCUGGCCUGCCUAGUCCCAAUGUCAGAGGAAGACUACAGUUGUGCUCUCUCCAACAAUUUUGCCCGAUCAUUCCACCCCAUGCUCAGAUACACAAACGGCCCUCCUCCUCUCUGAACCAAGCAGAUGCUCUCGGCAGCUUGCUGCUGGUCACCUAAGGAGGAAUUUGGCCCAGGGCAAUCCCAAACGAGCAAAGAGAGGACGUGAGUCUUGGCGGAUGCCCUCGGUACAGCGGCUGUCGCUCACCUCCGCAUCCCAUGCGUGCAAAUCACGGCUUCGGAGGUGAUGGUAAACAGUGAUGGGGGAGAGCACAUAGAGGACAGAAGCUGGGAAGAAAUUUUGAUUGAGCCUCAGCACUAAAAAGAGUCAAGAUUUCUACCGUUCCCUGGACACGUGAACUCUGGGCCCUUGGCCCAUCCUGUGUGUUCGCAGGGACUUCAGAGACCAUCUGGGCAGCUUUCCCACGGUGCUGCUCCAUCCAUUCAAUAAGCAAUGCAGCCUGAGCACCAUGUUGUCAUCGAACAAUCUACCAGCCAACCAGUGCUGAAGAGAUUUGAAGACCCUGUAACAUACAGUUUUUAAGAGCUUAUAUGGCAGCUUCCUUUUUACCUUGUUUUCUUUUGGGGGCAUGAUGUUCUAACCUUGCAUUAGAAGCACAAGCUGUAAAUCUAAAAGGCACUUUUUUUUAAAGGUAUAAAGAAACAUUGGAUGUAAUAAAUAAAAAUCAUGGAAGGCUUUAUGUGAAAAAAAGUUGAAUGUUAUAGUAAAAGAAAUGAUAUUUAUGUAUGUACAGUUUGCUAAAGCCAAGUUUUGUUUGUAUCAAUUUAUUUGCAUUUAUUACAGAUACUAUGAAAUA